Molecule: messenger RNA, 4830 nt
Organism: Trichoderma citrinoviride
Lineage: Eukaryota; Fungi; Ascomycota; Sordariomycetes; Hypocreales; Hypocreaceae
Product: translation initiation factor kinase
Exons: 6
Coding region: 1-4830 (1609 amino acids)
Biological process (GO): regulation of translational initiation by eIF2 alpha phosphorylation; DNA damage checkpoint signaling
Molecular function (GO): eukaryotic translation initiation factor 2alpha kinase activity; ATP binding; protein binding
Source: RefSeq, a predicted model, not a curated record
AUGGCGUGGAAGAAACCCGGGAUACUGACAGGGCCGCCAAAGAACCCCAAGGAUGACUCAAGCUUUCCGGGCCUCAAGCCCGCCGGCGCGGAUGCGACGACCAAGAUUGAGUACGAGGAGCUCCAGAGGAACGAGAUUUUUGCCCUAGAGGCCAUCUACGGAGAUGAUUUCAUCCAGCACACCGCGGCGCAUAGCGCUUGGAAGAAGUCCGAUCCCUCAUUCGAUAUUCGGAUCAAGGCUCCAAGCGAUGAAGAGCUUGCCGUCACUGUCAGCUUUACUCUGACGGCGACGUAUCCAAAGACACCGCCGCUCAUGACGCUCAAAGGCCAGCAGUAUCUGCGCGAGGUCACUGCGUUUAAGAUUCAGAAGUUUAUGGAAACGCAGCCCAAGAUUUUUGCCAAGGAAGCAGAAGAAAUGAUAUACAAGAUUGUCGAGGGCAUCCAGGACAUCCUUGAAGAUGCUGCGCAGGCAAAGGCAUCUGGUAAACAGCUGCCAUCGCUGGAAGAAGAACGUGACAGACAUGAAGCUGCCUUGGCAAAGCUGGCACAGGAGCAAAAGGAGAAGGAGAAGCAGCUGGAAGAAGAGGAGUUGAAAGAAAAAGAGAAGGCUGCCGCUGAGGAACUGCAACAGGAGCUCCAACGGCAGAAGCAAAAGGCGCGAGAGUCAAGAUUCAGUCGCCGCUCAAACGGCUUGAGUCCCCAUCGGCCAUCCUCAUCCUCAGUGUCGAACGGUGAGACGAUUGAGUUCGAUCAGUUUUGCACUAUGAACGAUCGCAUGGGGAACGCUUUGACUUUCAGGUCCGUCACAGGCAAGACUGAUCCACGUGCUGGAGAGGCUUCCACCGUGUAUACUGUUCGCCCAGUGCUCUCUCAUGGUCAAGGCAACCAGCAGUUGGCGUUGAAGGAAGUUGUCCUGCGCCCAAACGGAAAAGAUCAAAAAGAGUUCAAAAAGCAGCUGCAGUCUCUAGAAUCUCGGCUGCAGGAUCUCAAGAUUGGCACCAAGGUCCAUCACCGACACCUGGUCGACAUCCUGGAUUUCAAAGUCGAGAGUGGUGUAGCUGCUGAUCGUCCUACAGCCAACGCGUGGACAGUGAGGGUCCUGACCCCUUUGGCAGAGAGAGGCUCUCUGGAGGAAUUAUUGGAGUUGGCGGGCCAUCUCGAGAUAGGAAAAGUUCGCUCCUGGACAAGAGAUCUCCUAGAUGCUCUCAACUUCCUUCACAAUAAGAACAUUGCACACCAAGACAUUCACGCCAGGAACAUUCUUCUCUUUAGGGAGUCUACUGGAGAAAUCAUACCCAAAAUCUCCGAUGCUUCAUACCAGAGAGAGAUCCUCAACCUCGGCUCCAAAAAGCAAGGCCCCCCUGGGCUCGCUACCGCAAAGUCUGCCUAUUGGCUGCCACCAGAGAUCGCCGCAGCUACCAAACCUCAGUACACAUCCAAGUCGGACAUCUGGGACUUUGGAAUCGUCUUUGUGCAGAUGGUAUUCGGCUUGGAUGUGCUUCGCAAGUACUCGUCUCCUAAGAAUCUGAUGGAGUCGGUGAUGCUCUCCCACCCCCUCCAGGAACUGGUUAGUCGUUUCUUCAAAGAUGAUAGGCAGAAGAGACCGAGAGCAUUCGAACUUGGUGCCAGCGAAUUUCUAGCGACAGAUGCUCCCGUCCUGUUUGAAGACAGCCAUGCCAUGCUGGCUCACAGCCCGUCCGUCAAUUCUCUGCAGUCCCUUCCCGUGAGGCUCAGGAGAGACUCCAUGACGAAUAGGUCCUUAACGGUGUCUCGGUACACAGAAGACUUUGUGGAAGAGGGAAGACUUGGCAAGGGCGGGUUUGGCGAAGUAGUCAAAGCCAGGAAGAAGCUGGAUGGCCAGAUAUACGCCAUCAAAAAGAUCACACAGCGUUCGCAAGCGAGUUUGUCGGAGAUCCUCAAAGAAGUUCGACUGCUCUCGCAGCUUAGCCAUCCCGCAGUGGUACGGUAUUACAACACCUGGGUUGAAGAAAUCCCAGAUUCGGUUGAUACCGAGGGUGAAACAUCCACGGAUGACUAUACUGAGGAUACCCGGGACACGGGCAACGAAUCAGCUGGCAUUGACAUCCAGUUCGCUACGAGCACUGGUGGCCUUGAUUUCAUAUCGUCCAAUGCCGCAGCGGAGUUCGACUAUGACACGGACGACGACGACGAUGACGAGGAAGAUAAUGAUUUAUCCGAUGACGAAGAGGACGACGAUCGAAGCUCAAUUGUGGACUCUGCCGGUCAUCGCGACAAGCAUCAAGAGAAAGAGAGGUUGGCUGCCAUCCAGCGGCGCACUCGAAUGCAUCGGUCCUACCGGACUGUUCUCUACAUCUCUAUGGAGUACUGCGAGAAGCGGACUUUGAGAGAUCUCAUCGCACGGAAGCUCUACAAGAAUACUCCAGAAGUUUGGCGUCUUUUCAGGCAAAUCCUGGAGGGCCUGGCGCACAUUCAUUCGCUGAGUAUUGUUCACCGCGAUCUAAAGCCAGAGAACAUCUUCAUUGCCAGCAGCGCCGAUGGCGUGGACAAUGUCAAGAUUGGCGACUUUGGGCUGGCAACCAGCGGCCAGUUCUCCGUGGAUCGGGCCACUGUCAACGGCUAUGAGGCCGACGACAUGACCAGAAGUAUCGGAACCGCCUACUACUCUGCUCCAGAAGUGAGGUCCGCAUCCAACGCCACGUAUAGCACCAAAGUCGACAUGUACUCGCUCGGAAUCAUCUUUUUCGAAAUGUGCUACAUGCCGAUGAUGGGCAUGCAGAAAGCCGACGUCCUUGGACAGCUUCGACGUCCUGUUCCUGUCCUCCCCUCGGAUUUCAGACCUGCCGAAAAGACACAGACCGAAAUCGUUCUCUCACUUGUUAAUCACAACCCCAAAGAGCGGCCAUCCAGUGCUGAUCUUCUCAAAAGCGGCAAAUUGCCCGUCCAGAUGGAGAGCGAGACUAUCAGGCGGACAUUGGCAGGGCUGGCAGACCCCAACUCGCCGUACUAUCGGAAAAUGCUUUCAACGCUCUUUGCUCGGCCUGUGGAGGCAGCCAAGAAUUUUGCAUGGGACAUGAAUAGUGUCACGCCCAGUGCUGCUGAGCUUUUAAACCAAAGCAUCGUCAAGAAUGCGCUGGUGGCCAUCUUCCGCCGGCACGGAGCUCUCGAGGCAACACGAACGUCCAUCUAUCCCAAAACUUCGCACUAUGCUGACAACGUCGUACGACUUCUCGAUUCCAACGGCACCGUUCUCCAGCUUCCCUAUGACCUUACCAUGGGACACGCCCGAAUGUUGGCAAAGCACUCACAGUCCCAUCCGCUGCAGCGUACUUAUACGUUUGGCAGCGUGUUCAGAGACAAGCAAGACACAGGGCAGCCUCAAAUGUUUGGCGAAGUGGAUUUCGACAUUGUGACGACGGACACGCUGGACCUUGCGCUGAAGGAGGCCGAGGUCUUGAAAGUCUUGGACGAAAUUCUCCUUACCUUUCCAUCCUUGUCUGCCUCUCAGAUGUGCUUCCACAUCGGACAUUCGGAUAUCCUGCAGCUUAUUUUCGAGUAUUGCGGUAUUCCGACUUCUUCCAGAAGAGCAGCGGCAGAUGUCCUGUCCAGACUCAACAUUCACAACCAUACAUGGCAGAAGAUUAGGAUGGAGCUCCGGUCACCUGCCGUUGGCAUCUCAGCUACCAGUAUUGACGAACUCCAGCGUUUCGAUUUUCGAGACACACCAAACAAGGCUUUUGCAAAACUGAAGCUCGUCUUUGAGGGCAGCGAUAUGUAUCAGCGUGCCUCGUCGACAAUAGCACACCUCAAGGAAGUGGUUGAGUAUACCAAGCGACUGGGCAUCAGUACCAAGAUCUACAUCAAUCCUCUCAACAGUCUCAAGGAAGCCUUCUAUGUCGGUGGCAUCCUCUUCUCGUGCAUCUACGAUAAGAAAGCCAAGGACGUUUUCGCGGCAGGUGGCCGAUACGACCACUUGAUCAAUGAGCAGCGCCCCAAAAUCGGAGGACAAUUUGAGAAGCGCCAUGCCGUCGGAUUCAGCCUGGCUUGGGAGAGGCUGGCAAAGACGCCAAAAUCUGGCGGCUACUCGUUCCUGCGGAAAGGCGAAGAAGACGUGAGCAGUAUGUUCAGCAGUAAGCGGUGCGAUAUACUGGUGGCCAGCUUUGAUCCCGCCACCCUCCGUUCCUCUGGUAUUGAGGUUUUACGAUUGCUUUGGUCACACGAUAUCAGCGCAGAACUCGCCAGAGACUCGAGGUCCCCUGAAGACCUGAUGUCGAAACACCGGGAUGAGAGCUACUCUUGGAUUAUCAUCAUCAAGCAAGAUUCUAUGCUUAAGAUCAAGACUGUAGGGAAGAAGGAUGUGCCGGACGUGGAUCUUCCCAUGGCGCAGCUUAUUUCUUGGCUAAAGCCCGAGAUUCGAGACCGGGAUAUCAAGGCCGCGACCAAGUUCCGCGGAACGCCCGAGCCUGCACCGCAAGGCGAGAAAGAACAUGAGCAGGAGGUCAAGAUCUUGGUUGCUCAGACCAAGAGCAAGAAGUUCAAUCGACGAACAGUGGUGGAACAGGCACAAAUCACAGCGGCUUCGUUGAUGAAUUCGUUCCUCGAAGGUCCCAUCUUGGCUGUCGAGACCAGCGACCACUUGAUGGAGCUGGUACAGAACACGAAGCUGUCGGACCCUGAAAGCUGGCGCAAGGCUGAACAUAGCGUGACGACGUCGGAGAAGAAGAAUGUGCGCGAAAUCCACGACCAGCUGGACACUUGGAGGUACAAGUACGAAAAGAAGGGCGGCUCCAAGCAUUCAUUCUUGUACAACUUCCGGUCAGGCACCUGCAUGUACUACGAUUUGUCGGGAUGA